UUUGAAUGAAUGGAUGGCUUAAAUUUGUCAUCUCUUAAUUAAGGGUCUGAGAGAUAUACUCCUUUUCCUUGUCAAGAAAACAGAUCCAAAGGAAACACACGACCAACUCGAGGGCGAAAUCGAAGAGAAGACUAUUGGCCUUUCCUCUGCUGCCGCGGCAGCUGCUGGAUCGGUUCAACUCGUUUGUGAGAUUCCUACCAUCCUUUAAGAAGGCCAAAUUUGACCAUGGCCGCCCAAGGCUUCCAAGUCGACCUGAGUAAACCCCUAGUAUGCCAGGUUGGGCAUCUCCGCGAAGAUUAUGAGGAGUGGGUUCACCAGCCUAUUGUGAGCAAAGAAGGGCCUCGGUUUUUCGAAAGUGACAUUUUGGAGUUCUUCACCAAGACGAGAUGGUGGGUGGUCCCCAUCGUUUGGGUUCCAGUGGUGUGCUGGUUCGUCUCAUUAUCUGCCGGCAUGGGACACUCCUCUCCUCAGCUCAUACUAUUGGUUUCGACCGGGGUUGCUGUGUGGACGCUGUCGGAAUACACAUUGCACCGGUUCCUCUUCCACGUCAAGACCAAGAACUACUGGACAAAUACCAUGCAUUAUCUUCUUCAUGGCUGCCACCACAAGCAUCCCAUGGAUGGCCUGCGGCUCGUGUUCCCCCCCGCAGCAACUGCUAUUCUUGCUGUUCCGGUGUGGAGCCUCAUUAGGGUGUUGUCCACUCCAUCAACUGCUCCUGCAAUAUUUGCUGGAUGUCUAUUGGGCUACAUAAUGUAUGACCUUACGCAUUACUACCUUCACCACGGCCAACCAUCAAGCCAAAUGACCAAAAAACUAAAGAAAUACCACUUGAAUCACCAUUACCGAAUGCAGAACUUGGGUUUUGGGAUCACUUCGCCACUGUGGGAUAGGGUGUUUGGGACAUUUCCUCCACCUAUCACGACUGAGAAACGCCGAUAAUCCCGUUAUGACAACAAAAUUUAAUGUUUUAGUUUAGAUAGUUCCGGUAUGGCCAUAAAUCUGUUCAUAUCUUCACUUUUGGCUGUUCAACUGUUCCAUAUUGCAGAUCUGUCAAAGGGAUACAUGAACUGAGCAUUAUUUGGUAUAUAAAGUAUAUGCUGUUACAAAAUUA
Messenger RNA from Punica granatum (pomegranate), 1111 nucleotides. The record is from RefSeq and is a predicted model, not a curated record. Lineage: Eukaryota; Viridiplantae; Streptophyta; Magnoliopsida; Myrtales; Lythraceae.